This is a messenger RNA of Callorhinchus milii (elephant shark), 2296 nucleotides long. Its product is annotated as protein diaphanous homolog 3-like. Gene Ontology annotation, biological process: actin filament polymerization; actin cytoskeleton organization. The coding region runs from base 32 to 2296 and encodes 754 amino acids. Gene Ontology annotation, molecular function: microtubule binding; actin binding; small GTPase binding. Gene Ontology annotation, cellular component: cytoplasm; actin filament. NCBI's taxonomy places the organism in Eukaryota, Metazoa, Chordata, Chondrichthyes, Chimaeriformes, Callorhinchidae. The record is from RefSeq and is a predicted model, not a curated record. The transcript is spliced from 18 exons.
ACAGACAGAGAGAGAGACAGAGAGAGGGAUAAUGGAAAGUUAUCGUCGUCAGAGGUACGACUCUCCUCCCAGGAGGGAGAAUAAAAUGCUUCGGAAGAAAGUCCCCGGCGGCUCGGCUGGUGGGCACAGUGGAGCUGCCCCUGGGACUCAGUGCGAGGAGGCGGAGAAAAGGAACAAAUUCCAUUUAAAUAUUAAAACAUUGACGGAUGAUGUGUUGGAUAAGUUUGCUAGUAUCCGAAAACCAAGCAGCAGACGUGAUAGACCUACAAUUCCAAAUUUUAAGUGUCCGCCAUUAUCCAAUGGUGACUGGCCUGCAAUAUCACCAGAAUACGAUGAAUUUUCUUCAAAUCAACUGCCAGAAAAGGAAGUUCUUUCACUCUUUGAAAAGAUGAUGGAGGACAUGAAUUUAAAUGAAGACCGAAAGGCUCCUUUGCGAGAGAAAGAUAUCAACACUAAAAGAGAAAUGGUCAUGCAGUAUGUCAGUGCAGCCUCUAAAACAGGUGGUUUGAAGAGCAGACAGUACAUGACCAUCUUACCCCAGGAGUUCAUUCAUGAGUUGAAGUCAGGUGUGGCAGAUGAAAGGCUUUUCAGUUCCCUGGAAUCCCUUCGGGUAUCUUUGACCAGCAACCCUGUCAGCUGGGUGGAAAACUUUGGAAAUGAAGGCUUGGGUCUGCUUUUGGAUGCACUGGAAAAAGUAUUGGAUAAGAAGCAUCAAGAAAAAAUCGAUAAGAAGAGUCAACACAAAGUCAUUCAAUGUCUGCGGGCCUUCAUGAACAACAAGUAUGGAUUGGAAAGAAUCUUGGGAGAAGAAAGAAGUCUGUCUUUAUUGGCCAGAGCUGUUGAUCCCAGGCAGCCUAACAUGAUGACAGAUGCAGUCAAGCUUCUUUCUGCAAUUUGUAUCGUUGGAGAAGAAAAUAUCCUUGAAAAGGUUUUGGAAGCCAUAACCACAGCAGGAGAGCUGAGGAAACAGGAAAGGUUCUACUCCAUUGUCGAAGGUCUCCAUGAUUCCUCUGUUCAAUUGCAGGUGGCAUGCAUGCAGCUUAUUAAUGCACUUGUGACAUCCCCUGAUGAUUUAGACUUCAGGCUGCACUUAAGAAAUGAAUUUGUGCGCUGUGGGCUGAGAGAGAUACUGCCGGAAUUGAGAACGAUUAAAAACGACGCGCUGGAUAUUCAGCUGAAAGUAUUUGAUGAGCACAAAGAAGAAGACAUGAUUGAAUUUUCACAUCGUUUGGAAGAUAUUAGAUGUGAAUUAGAUGAAAUAAGUGAUGUGUAUAAUAUACUGUCUUACUCUGUGAAGGACACGGGAGCUGAAACUUAUUUUCUAUCCAUUCUUCAACAUUUGCUAUUGAUCAGAAACGACUAUUUUGUGAGGCCUCAAUAUUUCAAGAUAAUAGAGGAAUGUGUUUCUCAGAUAGUCUUGCAUCGCAGUGCCACAGACCCGGAUUUCACAUACCGCAAACGAUUGGAUGUAGAUUUUAGUCAUCUUAUAGAUGUUUCUGUUGAUAAAGCAAGAGUAGAAGAGUGUGAGCAAAGACUAUCAGAAUUAACUAGAAAGUUGGAUGAAGAAUUUACAGGCCGGCAAGAGGCACAGGCCCAAAUGCAGAAAAAAGAAGAAAAAAUCAAUGUCCUUGAAGCUGAAUUGCAUAGUCUCAGGGCCCAGCUUGAAGGAAUACCAGCUGAUGUAAGGGCGACCACUGUUGGGCGUACUUCUCCACCUCCUCCAACUGCUGGCGGAGCCCCAAUACCACCUCCACCUCCACCUCCACCUCCAUUAAUUGCAGCAUCUGGGAUGUCACUGGCUUCAGGAGUUCCUCCACCUGCACCUCCAGCACCAGGUUUUGGGGGCAGUCGUUGGUCUCCAUCUCCUCGUACAUUGCCACAUGGAUUGAAACCCAAAAAGGAAUUCAAGCCAGACAUUAACAUGAAGAGAAUCAACUGGUGUAAGAUCAGACCACUUGAAAUGCCUGAGAAUUGUUUCUGGAUAAAAGCAAAUGAUGAUCAAUAUGAAAGCCCUGACUUGUUUACUCGACUCGCUCUUACCUUUGGUUCUCAAAAACAAGUUUGUUAUCAUCUUCGUAACACCUCCUUAAUACAGUCUCCUGAUGUCACGGUUUUCGUCAGCUACAGAAAAGACUAUCUAGUUCAGCAUAGUAACAGAAAAAUAACCUAUCAAUGUGUCAAAAGACGAGUGAUUGUUAGGACUCAUGAAAUUUGGUGUGAAUUGCAGAGAAAAAUGGCUGAAUGUGUUCAAAUGCUUCACACAGAAAAUACACAGACUUGGGGAUCCGAUUUUUAA